AUAUUUCAGAUUCAUUUAUAACAUAAUUUAUGAAUUUUGCCUGUAAUUUAAGUUUCUUCGCUUUUGGAAGAUGUUCCAUAAUACUGCAUAAAUAAUCAGAAAAUUAUUCAUCACUUGUUGUGGCUGGAGGUGGGGGUGGAGUUUUUGGUCUAGUAGAUUUUAAUUAAUUCAAUAAUAUUUCAAUAUUAUCUUGAAAACAUUUUCCUAGAAAAUAUAUAACAUUGAACAAUAUAAGUAUAAAAAUAUGGUCACUAAGAACUAUUAAAAAGUUUUGAAGAAUAUUACUUUUUUUAAUUGUUUCUGUCAAUAGUGGUAAAUCAAGACUAUCAGAUUCCAAAGCAGCAACACUAUAUUCAUUAACAUUACUAGUAGUUCUAAAAAUAAAUUAAUAUUAUUAAUAACAAAUAUUAUGAACAUAUAUUAUACACCUGUUCAAAAGUAAAAUCUUGUGCAUGCUGAGUACUUAUAGGACCAUCAAUUGAUUCUUAAACAAAACAAUUAUACUGACAUUAUUAAUUGUUUUAAAUUUUAAACUUAUUUGAAAAUAUUAUACUUUGAGUUAACACAGUAUUUUCACAUUCUUCAGUAUCAUUUAUUCCAACUUGUUCUAUUUCAGUAUACAAUUUUCUAAGUAUAUUACAUUCAAAGGAACUUGAUUGGACAUCUUAAAAAAUACAUUUAAAAAAUAUUAUUUAUAGUUGAAUCAAUGCAUAGUGCCAUAGUUCAUAUUCCAUAACAUAUUAAAUAAACAGAUUAUAAUAAUAACAUUCUGAAAAUGACUUCUCCAACUGAAAAUUGAGAUGCAUCAACUGACAUUGUUAUGGUACCACUGUCCUUCAACGUUUGUGUGUGUGCGUCGAGAGCUAGGACGCCAUAUAUAUUGUUUUUGUAACAACCACACAUAGCUGUUCUCAUAUCAGAUAUCCAAUGUUAUUAUAUUUUUAGUUUGUCAUUUUGUGUCAAUAUAUUAUUCUGUCAAUAAUUAUUUUUAAAAAAAAGGGGGGCAUGUUAUGAUGGUACCACUGUCAUUCAACGUGUGUGUGUGUGUGUGUGUGUGUGUGUGUGUGUGUGUCGAGAGGUAGGACGCCAUGUAGAUUGUUUUUGUAACGACCACACAUAGCUGUUCUCACGUCAGACAUCAGACGCCAUACUAUUUCAGAAAGGUUAUUCAAAAACGUUGAUCUAUUAUAUUUUUAAAGAUUGUACAAAAUUGGCACAGAAUCGACAUUUUUAAAGAAAACGAUGUAAGUACCUUAAUAAUAUUUAUAGGAUUACUAACCACUGUGUGACGGGGAGUUAUAAGACCAUUCCCUCGGGGGUUUUUACACCUUUGGCCAUAUGUCGCGAGGGCGGCUCCUUCACGCCUUUGGGUGACGCGGAAACAUCCCUCUGACGGGUUACGUCAGGGCGCCCUGGUUUAUAGGAUGUUAACUUCCUUUCUUCCACUCGCCAAUCAGUUUGACAUAAUAAAUUCUGUCAGUUUAAUUUCAAAUCAGAAAUAAUCAUGUCGAGUAAAAAGUUGACAGGGCCAUUGAUAUGUUUUUAAUAAAUAAUUGGAUCUACCAUUCGGAUGCCACCCUUUAAAUUAUUAUCCAGUGAGUAAUAAAGAAUAUUUAUGAAUAUACGUGUGUAUUUCAGGAAUUGUUUAAAAGCAGUUAUUUUAUUAUGGAUCGGCAUCAUAGCUUUCCAUUCAUCGGUGACCUCUUACGAGAUUACUGGAAGGGACAUACGUGGAUUAAGAUUAAACUAUUGUGGAGGAUUGCUUAAAAGUAUUGAACUAUACUAUUUUGACAAACGUGAUAAGGGACAUCUACAGGACUUCUUUGAUUUCUUACAGAUGCCAAAAUCUACUCUUGGACCACUAAAACAUAUAUUGGUACCUUAUGAUAAAUCGCCGUGUGAUAAAGAAAUGGAGCAAACAAUCGAAUUGCCCGUAAAGCUAUAAAAAGAAGAAUACUGGAGUUGACAGUCAAGCAAUUACAAUUCAAUGCACCACAAAAAGAAAUGUCAAGGAAAUUAAUUAACAGAUAAAUAUUCAUUACUUAUAAAAUGUUCAAAUAAUCAUUCACAUUAACAUAACUAUUAUAAUCAGCUGUAAACUUGUGUAUUGCUAAGUAAUAUAAUAUUUGUUUUGAAUUAUUUCAAAAAUUGAAGUUACUUCAUUUCUCUUUAAGAGAUUAUUUUUUAUUGAUAAUAAGACGAUAGAUUUUCAUGUUUUACUUCUGCGUUGAGCAAUAAAUGUAAAGAUUUUACUAUAAUGCGUUUAUUUAGUUGGUGUAUAAAGAAAAGUACCUACAUUAACUUUAAGGAAAACAAUAAUUUUGAAUACCAAGUUAGUUUUUUGUUGAGGUGUGCAUUUUUGAGCGGUUUUUUAAAUUAGAAUUUUCUAGAAUUGGUAUAUGAUUGUAAUUUGUAUAGUAAGAUUACUAUUUUUGUGAUAUAUAAGGACAUUUACUUAUUUUAUCAAUGUAGGUAUGUAUUAUUACAUUUCAAUUUUUAAAUAAAAACAUAGAAGAUAUUUUAAUACAAGGAUCCUGAUAAUAUGUUUCUCUUAGCUGAGUUAAUAAUUCCUAUAAUCAUACGUCACAUUUUCUUUGCAUUUAAAGCAUUUAAAAAUGUACAUUUACAGAGGCAAGAGCUGGCAUUUUAAUAUUUGUUUGGUUAGAUCUUACAAUAACCGUCCUUAUAAGUAUAAAAAUGUGGCACACUUCGCUCGAUAGGUUCCCCAACUAUCAUUUAAUAUUAUUUUACAAUUAAUAUCAAGCAAACUGUACUCAUUUUUAUAAACAUAUAACUUCUUAAAUUUAAAUCAUAACUCAGAUGAGUCAAAUCAAUAUAUACUUUACUUAACUUGUACUCUGCAGGAAAAUUGUCUAUAGAUCGUAUGGAACAAUUUGUAAAAAUUAAGUCUUAUAUUAUUGUGAACUGUAAUUGAAAACUUAAAAAUAAUUCACACCCCUGAAACAAUAGUGACAAAAAUCAAAAUAUCAAAAUGUUGGGAAAUCGACUUUUAAUGUUUCAUUAUGUCAUUUAAUCAUUACAAAUAGGAUUUUUAAUUAAUUUUUCUUUUUUCAAUCUUAUAGUAUUGUUAAUAUUGUAUAGUUUACUUUUAUAUGCUUAAAAUAAUAAUUUAAGUACCAUUUCAUCUUUGUUUUAUUGUAAAUCUGAUUUCAGUUUGACUUCGGUCAU
Metopolophium dirhodum (rose-grain aphid) is the source of this 3189-nucleotide messenger RNA. RefSeq lists its product as uncharacterized. Lineage: Eukaryota; Metazoa; Arthropoda; Insecta; Hemiptera; Aphididae. The record is from RefSeq and is a predicted model, not a curated record. The transcript is spliced from 3 exons. Bases 1616 to 1945 code for a protein of 109 amino acids.